Drosophila teissieri is the source of this 947-nucleotide messenger RNA. RefSeq lists its product as uncharacterized. NCBI's taxonomy places the organism in Eukaryota, Metazoa, Arthropoda, Insecta, Diptera, Drosophilidae. The transcript has a single exon. The coding region runs from base 137 to 904 and encodes 255 amino acids. The record is from RefSeq and is a predicted model, not a curated record.
CAAAAAGUCUGUUAACUCAAUAUAAGAAAAGAUAUUCAUUUACUUCACUAAGCAAAGUUUUCAAACGCUGUAAAUUUGUAUCCCAGCUUAUUUUGUCAAAAUUGCAGUAUAUUGAUUCGAAGUCCUUGAUCUACACAUGAAUAAUCCCAAUUGGCGCUGGAGUCGUCAUGAAAGGAGGGGAAGAGAUGGUGGCGAACCAGGUCCUGCGGAGGGACCGGAGGUCUUGGUCAUCAACGAGCGCGAGUUGCGGGCCUUCAUUUUCCGGGUGUACUUAUCCUCCGUAGUGCUGGGUUUGCUCUCCUCCGUUCCGUGGAUCAUACUAUCCGCACUCAACGUGAAAGUCUACGAGGACAUUCCUGUGCCGCCGUACGUGUGGCUCAUAUUGUCCUUCCUCAUCCUCACGGUGCUCAGCUGCUUCCGGCAGACCCCGGCAUUGACCCUGCUCUGUUGGGCCUUGGUGCUGGGAUCCCUGUUCUUCAUCACCCUGUUCGGAUCGUAUUAUAUGCAUCGAGUGCACGUCUGGAAGCUCUUGGUGGCCAUUUUGGUGGCCGGCGCCCUGCUGGGCCUGCUGCACUUGUACGGGGCCAAAAGUCCGGAGGUUCUGCUACCCAACGUCAUAUGUACCUGCUGCAUUUUCCUGCUGCUCACCGUCACCAUGCUCGUGUUGCUCAUACUCUACUUCGUCAUCAAGGACUUGCGGUACCUCCUGGCCCUUGGCAUCGUCUUCGUCGUCCUGAUCGCGUUCAUGGCUCCCUUCGCGGCUCGCUACAUUUGUGGAAGGCUGCAGCAGGUGCCUUUUGGGGAGACUGCGGAUUGCGCCAAUGGCAUUUACCUGCACUUUGUUUUCCUGCUCUUCUGCAUGCUCAUGUUUGUCUACUACCAUAAUCGCACCAAAGACGAUUAGUCCAAAAAUAUGUAAUGUGUGCAGAAAUAUAAGCAGAAAAGUA